AUUGGGAGAUCGUUCACACGGCGGGCGUAAACGAAGCUAAACAUUGCGGAAAUAUUACGUGUUAUGGUUUCACUUUGUCAAUUUCCUCGAUCGUAGAGCUUCAUUCAUUCACUCGAAAGGUUCCAGUGGUUCAACUCAAACAGUUGACUUCAAUAAUGGGAAACAUAAAAGAUGAAUUGAAGGUGCAGUUUCAACAGAUCUGUGACCAGGCUGUAGAUGCCGGCAUAACCGCAAAUGAUCUAUCAUGUUUCCAGAUCGUACAGAGGAUAAACAAGAUAAAAAAACCUACCAAGAAAUCUAAACUACUGCCUGCUGUCAAGGUGGUCUUUAUUUCUCUUUUGAUGGUACUGACGGCUCUUGCUACUUUUGAAGUAGCGAUCGUCUGGUCAAAACCAACAGGAUACCCCUUAGUGGAAAGCUACCACGAGAAAUUGACAACGUGGAUGUUCGAGAACUUCUGGGAUGUCAAAACAGAUAAAGAACCAUGCAUCAUUGAGAUGUCAGAGUUCAUGCAGGAUUUGUUCCGUCCACCAGUUGAUUGCAGCAUAUGUCGUAACGUUACACAAAUAGAUCGCAUGUCCAAUUUAACCCCCGAAGUAUUCACUAGAAUCUAUGCUUACAGUUCAAGGCCUGUUGUGAUAUCAGAUGGAAUGCGCGGCUGGACUGCCCGUGAACAUUUUAGUUUUGAGUUCUUUAAAAGUGUGUAUUCUGAAGACAGCCCAGCCCUUGAAAAUUUUGAGAACGAAUGCCAGUUCUUUCCAUACAAAACUAACUUUUCCUGCUUGGGAGAAGUUUUCAAUAUGUCUGAAGAAAGGGCCAAGGAACCUUGGUAUAUUGGAUGGAGUAACUGUGAUUCUCAGGCAGCAAAUAUUCUGAGAGAGCAUUACAAGCGGCCGUACUUCUUGCCCCAUGAUUCCGAAUCCAGUAAAACGGAUUGGAUAUUUAUGGGUACUCCAGAUUACGGUGCUCAUUUACAUAUUGACUCUGUUGAGAAUCCUUCUUGGCAGGCUCAGGUUAAAGGUCACAAGCUGUGGACACUUGAGCCUCCCCCGGAGUGUUACUUUGAGUGCCCCAGGCAGUUAGAAAUCACUGUUCAUCCAGGAGAAAUUAUUGUUCUGGAUACAAACCACUGGUUUCACAAGACUUUGAUUGUGGAAGAUGAACUGAGUAUUACGAUUGGUUCAGAGUAUGAUUAAAAACCAUAAUCAGAAAAGUAUAUAAUAGACAAUAGAUUAAAAUUAUUUAUAGGCUACGAAUCCUUUGCUAAAUACGGUAUUGUUGUGUGCAUCUGGGAGAUCCAAUUCUUCACCAGUACUUCCCCUUAAAUUCCUUGUAUUUUCCGAUUUACAAAGUGAUUACUUACCUACUUACUUAAUCCGAGUCCUGAGCGGGACAUAAGGUGUCAACGAUCUUCUUCCAUCUGGAGCGUUCCAUGCCACACCCACCUUCUUCAGCUCGGCCAUCACAUUACGUCUCUGGGUGGUCCUAGACCUCCCUGCCUUUCUUUUUCCAGGUGGUGUCCAUCUAAGGGCAGUCUUGGGAAUACGGUUUUGGUCCAUUCUGAGGACAUGCCCAAGUCAUUGCAUUCUUCAGAGCUUGAGCACCAUGAUUCUCUGGCUCUGUUUUUUUCUUGUAGAUUUAUUUACAAGGUGAUAGCCUAAUAAUAUUAGGUCAUGGACCUACUAUUACUGUAUUUUGAAUAUUGCAAGAAAAUAAGCAAGUUUAAUUUACAUUUUGCCGUGCAGUAAGCAAUGCCAAUCAAAUAUGAAAUGCAUUAAGAAUUUUCAUUUUGAGUAUAACUGUUUCAACUUGUUAUUUCGUAUAUAAAGAGUGGCCAUACAUAUUGAA
Messenger RNA from Anneissia japonica, 1848 nucleotides. RefSeq lists its product as uncharacterized. Bases 156 to 1196 code for a protein of 346 amino acids. The transcript is spliced from 5 exons. The record is from RefSeq and is a predicted model, not a curated record. Lineage: Eukaryota; Metazoa; Echinodermata; Crinoidea; Comatulida; Comatulidae.